Molecule: messenger RNA, 1304 nt
Organism: Notodromas monacha
Lineage: Eukaryota; Metazoa; Arthropoda; Ostracoda; Podocopida; Cyprididae
Source: the annotation of a GenBank genome assembly
UUCUUGCUGUUUUUUAAUGUUCCAGAAUUUUUUAUUUUGUUAUGCAAAUACAAGUGCAUAGUACAUUGUCUGGGCCGCUAUCCGGCUGGACUUGCAUGAAUGUUGACCCCGGAGACAAAGUAGAGGCUGUGACAGAUGAAUUUUUGCGUCUCAAGAAUGUUGGAAAGCCGGGCAAUCUAGUUUUGUAUGGGAAUAAUGGUUUAGCUUUGGAUCCGGAUGACACAGUUGCCGAGAGCGGUUUGACUGACGGCGAAGACGUCUUCCUUGGAACUGCAGAUAAUUAUCGGUCCUUGUUCACAUUUGAAAAACGUUGGUGGCUAUUUCUUUCCGUCUCGGCCAUCCUUGUUGGCAUCGGUGGGCUUGUCUGGGCCCCGUUUACGUUCUUCCAGAGAGUCCCGAUUCCAUUUGAUGACGUGGAUAUCCCCGGAAAGUUCCCACCGAAGCGGAAAACAUACGGUGCUAUGGAUAUGGGUGGUGCCUCUACGCAAAUCACGUUUGAAGUGACGGAGGGAACACCGAUUGCAGAUCCGAAAGACGAAGCAAAUUUGCGGCUUUUCGGACACUCUUAUCGCAUAUUUUCUCGAAGUUUCACUUGUUUCGGAAUAAAUGAAUCGCAUCGGCGAUACUUGGCCUUACUUUAUGCCAAAUCGACGCCGGGAGUUGCUAUUUCCGAUCCUUGCGGGAAUGCUGGAAGGGUUAGCAAUGUCUCCGUGUCUUGGCUGUUUGACUCGCCGUGUACGCAAGGACUUCAGUCGACCACUUUGGCAGAGACUUCUGAAACUGUGCCGAUUGUUGGAGCGUGGAACGAAACCGAAUGCAGUGCAACCAUUGACGAACUUCUGAGUGCGGAAGAAUGCAACAAAUACUCAAAUUUUUGCUUCAACUCUUCGACUGUACCGCCUCGUAUUGAAGGAACCUCGUUCAUUGCCUUUUCAAUCUUCUACUAUGCCGCUUCCGAGUUGGGGCUCCCAUCAUCCGUGUCUGAAGAGACUUUCUAUGAGGCUGCCCUGGACGAAACUGGGGAGGAAUUUAAGUUGAUCGAAUUCCGACGGAAGCUGCCCACUCCGAAUGGAACUGAUGUUGGCUGGGCCCUUGGCUUCAUGAUCAACGCUACAAACGCAUUACCCGAGGACAAACCAGGCCCACCGAUGUCUUCCACGCUUUUCAGCUUCCUCGUUUUCUUAUUCGUCGGGUUGUCCACGUGUGGCUCCUUCAUGGCAUACCAUUCCUGGAUCCUGUGUCGUCGACGACGAGUUUACGCAGAAUACCAAAGGUUGAAUGAACCCGGCGUGCGGAAUGCCUGA